Morone saxatilis (striped sea-bass) is the source of this 399-nucleotide messenger RNA. Its product is annotated as alpha-tubulin N-acetyltransferase 1-like. The annotation marks the transcript as partial. Gene Ontology annotation, molecular function: tubulin N-acetyltransferase activity. The record is from RefSeq and is a predicted model, not a curated record. The transcript is spliced from 3 exons. Gene Ontology annotation, cellular component: microtubule. Gene Ontology annotation, biological process: alpha-tubulin acetylation. NCBI's taxonomy places the organism in Eukaryota, Metazoa, Chordata, Actinopteri, Moronidae.
ACUAACAAUCAACUAUCUUCAAGCUUCCAACCCAAAACAUCUUUCAGCAAAUAUGACAAAAAUUUAUUUUUAUAAAACCUACCUACUGCACCUUUAAUGUUAACAUUUAACAGUGUUCAUGCUCGCUCUCCACAGGCCCAACAGCUCACAGCACCUAUAACAAGUGCUUCCAAGCUGCAGUCCCAGAGGCACCAGCUCUACCUGCUGAAGGACGCAGAGAGCAACGGAGGACGUGGUGUGGUCGUGGGAUUUCUCAAGGUCGGCUACAAGAAGUUAUUUCUGCUUGACCUACAGGGCGUGCACAUAGAGGCAGAGCCACUAUGUGUUUUGGAUUUCUUCAUAGCAGAGAACUUGCAGCGACAUGGCUACGGGCAGGAGCUGUUUGAUUUCAUGUUGCAG